Molecule: messenger RNA, 330 nt
Organism: Ascoidea rubescens DSM 1968
Lineage: Eukaryota; Fungi; Ascomycota; Saccharomycetes; Ascoideales; Ascoideaceae
Exons: 1
Coding region: 1-330 (109 amino acids)
Source: RefSeq, a predicted model, not a curated record
AUGGUCGAUGUAAAAAGAAAUGAUUUUAAGAACAUGACAACCAAAGCUCUUCAAAACCUUUAUGACAUCCACAAUACAGGGAUUUUCCAUGGUAAUAUUCAUCUUCAGAACGUUGUAUACAAGUAUAAAACACAUGAUUUUUUUUUCAUUGACUUUGGUUCUUCCACCGUUAAAAAUAUGAAGUCUGAAUCGAAGGAUUUGAAUCAAGGUGAACACAAAAAUAAUGAUGAUUUUCAGAAGGACUUGUGGAAAGACUACAUGAAUCUUUAUCAAGCUAUAUUUUUUCAAACAAAUUAUAGAAAUAUAUGUGAUGAAUUUUUAAAUGGCUAG